AUGGUUAACCUACAACUCUUGCAACCUCUUAAGAACAGUUUUGGAACAAUCAAAAUUGAAGCGAUUUAUUUAGAUAUUCCUGAAGGCCAUGAUCACAUGAUAUGUUUGCCUUCCGAGGCAUUUAUGAAGAUGAGAAAUCUUCAAUUGUUUAUAAACAAGAAUGCACAAUUUUCUGCAGCACCGAACUAUCUCUCUAAUGAGCUAAGAGUGCUUGUUUGGCCUCAAUAUCCUUCGUCAUCUUUGCCUUCAGAUUUUCAUGGAAAUAAUCUCGUUGAAUUUAAAAUGCGAGAUAGCCACAUCAAGGAGUUAGGCGGCCUAAAAUUGAAGAACUUGACUGUUAUGGAUUUAAUCCGUUGUAAAUGCUUAACAAAAAUUCCUGAUGUUUCAAGUAUCCCAAAUUUAGAGAAGUUGGGUAUUGUAGCUUGUGAUAACUUAGUUGAGCUUCAUCAUUCCGUUGGAUUCCUUGAUAAGCUUGAGAGUCUUUCUGUUAUCGGAUGCUCCAAGUUUAGGAUUUUGCCGAAAAGAUUCAAGUUAAGAUCUCUACAUGUUCUUUUGCUUACCUAUUGCUCGAGUCUUGAAGACUUUCCAGAGAUUGAAUGUGAAAUGAAAUUUUUAUAUGAGUUAGAUCUUCGUGGCACUAGCAUAAGAGAACUACCUUCAUCAAUUGAGAACUUCAAAGAACUUCAAACCUUAUAUCUAGAAGUCACUAGUAUAAUAGAGCUACCUUCAUCAAUUGGUAACCUUGCUUGGCUUAACGAAUUAUAUGUAGAAGGCUUCAUUGAUCAGUUGGGAAGUGUACGUAUUGUCAAAGUUGAUGGUUAUUCACAACCAAUAAACAUUGGAAUGGUGGAGGAGGAUGGUAUACAAUCCACGUCAUUUGCGGAGUCUACAAGCAAAUAUGAAAUUGCAUCAACUACUCCGACAAAUUCAAGCAUUUGGGAAUCGCUACAAGAUUUAACGCUUAAAUUCUGUCGCCUAUCAGAAUCAAAUUUCUUCACGUAUGCUAAUUACUUUCCCGCUUUGACGAGGUUAGAUCUAAGUGGGAGUGAUAUUGUUAACUUUCCAGCUCAAGGCGUCAGAUUUCCUUGGUUGAGAUACCUUAAUUUGAACGAGUGCAAGAAACUUGAAGAAAUUUUUCCUCUUCCAUCGAGUAUAAUAAGUGUUGAAGCUCAUGAAUGCACGUCAUUGGAAAGUUUUGCACUACUAUCUGAAAUACUAAAUAAAAACAAUGGAACGAAUUUUCAUGAACUCCGAAUGAUUGACUUGUAUGGAUGCCAUAAACUGCUUGCGAUUCCUUCAUGGGAAGAGGGACUUCAAAAUUUGGCAUACCGGUCAAACUUUAACAUUACAUUUCCAGAAAAGAGGACUCCAUGCUGGUUCAGCUAUCGCAAGGAGGCCCAUGAUAAUAAUCUGUGUGAAAUAGAUAUUAAUCGACCGCAUCAUUGGAAUGGCAUAGAUGAAAUUCUUGUGAUCUAUGUUGUUUUUGGAUUUGGAUUUGGAUCAGUUGGGAUCAUUCAGCCAACGAAGAUCGAGAAGGUUUCUAUUCGUGUUAAAUUCCUUGAUGGCUCGGAUUGGAGGCUCUUAGAUUAUCUUGAUACGGAAUUUUAUUGGACGGACAGCUCAAACCAUGUAUGGAUGCACGGGAUGAUUUACAGUAAACAAGUGGACGUUUCAAGGUUUAGAUUUGAAUGUCGGUCAGAGCACGUGGUCUUUAAAAGAGUUGGGAUCCAUUUCGUAAAGAAUCAUGAAGAGAACGUAAGAGAUGAUAUAGGUGAUCACAUAGAACCUAGUUACCCUUUUUCUUAUUCCAUUAAUGAUGAAGAAGGUGACAGAUGUCUAGAUUUAAUGGAUGAAAAGAGGCCGCAUUCUUCAACCAUGGGCAUCAUAAUAACGGAAUUAGAGAAUGAAGAUGAGUAUCCAAAGGAAGAUAUGGAUUUAGAGCUUAAACUUGGUUACCCUUUUUCUUACCCUUUUUUGGAAUUGGAGAAUGACGAUGAGAAUUCAAGUGAAGAUUUGGAAUUAGAGAAAGAUGAUGAGAAUCUGAAGGAAAUAUUUGGUAAGAGGCAUCGUGAUGAUGAAUAUGAUUGCAACAUGGAACCCAAUAGGUGCCCUCAACAAAAGAGGCCGCAUAUAUAUUCUUCAACCAUGGGCACAAUAACGGAAGUAGAGAAUGACUUGAACUUGGAUUUAGAGCUUAAACUUGGAUUGGUCUGA
Molecule: messenger RNA, 2214 nt
Organism: Carya illinoinensis
Lineage: Eukaryota; Viridiplantae; Streptophyta; Magnoliopsida; Fagales; Juglandaceae
Product: disease resistance protein RPV1-like
Exons: 4
Coding region: 1-2214 (737 amino acids)
Source: RefSeq, a predicted model, not a curated record